This is a messenger RNA of Mus caroli (Ryukyu mouse), 3243 nucleotides long. RefSeq names its product NLR family pyrin domain containing 10 (gene Nlrp10). Gene Ontology annotation, biological process: positive regulation of inflammatory response. The record is from RefSeq and is a predicted model, not a curated record. Gene Ontology annotation, cellular component: cytoplasm. Lineage: Eukaryota; Metazoa; Chordata; Mammalia; Rodentia; Muridae.
AGGUGUUACUAAGAAUCUCUGGCACAGUGACUUAGACCUUGAGAUCUGGCGUUGGUACAGUGCCAGGGCUGAACUCUGACCAUCAUGGCCUUGGCACGGGCCAACAGCCCCCAGGAGGCACUGCUUUGGGCCUUGAAGGACCUUGAGGAGAACAGUUUCAAGACACUGAAGUUCCACUUACGGGAUGUGACCCAAUUUCAUCUGGCCCGAGGGGAACUGGAGAGUCUGAGUCAGGUAGACCUGGCAUCAAAACUGAUUUCAAUGUACGGAGCACAGGAAGCCGUGAGAGUGGUGAGCAGGAGCUUGCGGGCCAUGAACUUGAUGGAGCUUGUAGACUACCUCAACCAGGUUUGUCUGAAUGAUUACAGAGAAAUCUACCGGGAGCAUGUGCGCUGCUUGGAGGAGAGGCAAGAUUGGGGUGUUAAUAGCAGCCACAAUAAGCUGCUCCUGAUGGCCACAUCCAGUUCAGGGGGUCGCAGAUCACCUUCCUGUUCUGACCUGGAACAGGAGUUGGAUCCUGUCGAUGUGAAGACUUUAUUUGCUCCGGAGGCGGAGUCCUACUCAACCCCGCCCAUAGUGGUGAUGCAAGGAUCUGCGGGCACUGGAAAGACAACCCUGGUCAAAAAACUGGUGCAGGACUGGUCCAAAGGGAAGCUGUACCCAGGCCAGUUUGAUUAUGUUUUCUACGUGAGCUGCAGAGAAGUGGUCCUGUUACCCAAGUGUGACCUGCCCAACCUCAUCUGCUGGUGUUGUGGAGAUGAUCAAGCCCCAGUCACAGAGAUUCUGCGGCAGCCUGGGCGGCUCCUGUUCAUCCUGGAUGGCUAUGAUGAGUUACAGAAGUCCAGUCGUGCCGAGCGCGUACUUCACAUUCUGAUGAGGAGAAGGGAGGUACCAUGCUCCCUUCUCAUCACCACGCGGCCUCCAGCUUUGCAGAGUCUGGAACCCAUGUUGGGUGAACGGCGACAUGUCCUUGUCUUAGGCUUCUCUGAGGAGGAGAGGGAAACAUAUUUCAGCUCCUGUUUUACGGAUAAGGAGCAAUUGAAAAAUGCCCUUGAGUUUGUGCAAAACAAUGCUGUUCUCUAUAAAGCAUGCCAGGUUCCAGGCAUUUGCUGGGUGGUCUGCUCCUGGCUGAAGAAGAAGAUGGCGAGAGGCCAGGAAGUCUCAGAGACACCUAGCAAUAGUACAGACAUCUUCACUGCUUAUGUGUCCACCUUUCUGCCCACUGAUGGCAAUGGAGACAGCUCUGAGCUUACCAGGCACAAGGUACUAAAGAGUCUGUGCUCCUUGGCCGCGGAGGGGAUGCAGCACCAGAGGCUGCUAUUUGAGGAAGAGGUCCUCAGAAAGCAUGGCUUAGACGGCCCCAGCCUUACUGCUUUCCUGAACUGCAUCGACUACCGAAAGGGGCUUGGCAUCAAGAAAUUCUACAGCUUUCGCCACAUCAGCUUCCAGGAAUUUUUCUACGCCAUGUCCUUCCUUGUGAAGGAGGACCAGAGUCAGCAGGGAGAGGCCACACACAAAGAAGUGGCAAAGCUGGUGGAUCCGGAGAACCACGAAGAGGUGACUCUCAGUUUGCAGUUCUUAUUUGACAUGUUGAAAACAGACGGCACCUUGAGCUUGGGGCUGAAGUUCUGCUUCAGAAUUGCUCCUUCGGUAAGGCAGGAUCUGAAGCAUUUUAAAGAGCAAAUAGAAGCCAUAAAGUACAAAAGGUCAUGGGAUCUGGAAUUCUCUCUCUAUGAUUCCAAGAUAAAGAAGCUCACACAAGGUAUCCAGAUGAAAGAUGUCAUUCUCAAUGUGCAACAUUUGGAUGAAAAGAAAUCUGACAAGAAGAAGUCAGUUUCAGUGACAAGCAGCUUUAGUAGCGGGAAGGUACAAAGUCCAUUCUUAGGAAAUGGUAAAAGCACCAGGAAACAAAAGAAGGCAUCUCAUGGGAAAAGCAGAGGGACAGAGGAACCAGUCCAGGGGGUUAGAAACCAUAGGCUGACAAGCAGAGAAAAGGGUCAUAUGGAGAUGAAUGAUAAGGAGGAUGGUGGGGUGGAGGGACAGGAGGAUGAAGAAGGACAGACACUUAAAAAGGAUGGAGAGAUGAUAGAUAAGAUGAAUGGGUAGGAGAGAGAGAGAGAGAGAGAGAGAGAGAGAGAGAGAGAGAGAGAGAGAGAGAGAGAGAGAGAGAAGAGAGAAUUGGAUAAUUAAGACCAGGAGUCUUAGCAUGUGCAAUGAAAGAUUCACUGAAAGAACCAGCCCUUACCACAGAUAUUUGAAGUUUAAUUAGUUAGCAUCCCUCCCCCUAGUAGGUGCUCAGUAUCUCCUGUGGUGUGAAGUCACUUUGAGUAGCCCCUUCUAUGCUAACAUCCAUUGACUAGACUUUAAUUCUAACAUUAGAUUCUUUUUUAAAUAAAAUAAACUUUAAAAUAAGAAAGUGAGAAUCACAUACACUCUGUAAAAUAUGGGCAUAUAUGGAACACAUGUAAAGGAAACAUGCUUUGGUAUAAUGGAAAGUCCUGUUGACUCUCUAUUUGUGUUCAAGUAUUGCUUAAAUAAAGUGUAGUUUCUCAUUCUUUCUAGAAACUUCUAUACUUUCUAUUGUUAAAAGUGGGUCAUGGGUGGUCACAGCCCUAAACACUGGUCUGGGAAACUCUUCUUUGCUUUGACCUGACUAAAUUAUGUACUAAUAUUGAUCAUAUUAGUACUGUUAGCCCCAGCUAUGCCAUCAACUGACUUUUCUUCAUGAAAAGAUGAUGCAGUUCCAAGAUUGGGCAUAUCCUUUUCUACUCUGGGUCUUUCUAUAAUAGAAAGAAAAGGAUUUUUGCUGUAGGCAUAAUGAGUUGAUUGAACUCCUUGUGUAGUGGAGGACAUUGAGGUAUAAUCAAGAGCCCUGUUUAUUUCUUAGAUUCCUCAGAAAGUUCUUGACCCUCACAUCAUAGCUAACCAUGCAGAGGUCUGCAGAGACUGCCAACAUGGCACUUAAUCCUGCUCAGUGGCUAUUGUUGGCCCUAGUCACAUGAGCUAGGCCAGUAAGUCUAUUCACCCCCACAGUUACCUUUUCAAGAGAGAAUUCCACUGAGUCGCCCAGGUUAUCCUUGAACUCAUGCUGUAGCUUAUGAUCUUCCUGCCUUGGUAUCCAGAGUAGCUUGGGUUGCAGGCUCAGAUGACCAGACCCAUCUCUCAACUAGCCUUUAUUGGGUGUUUUUUUUUUUUUUUUGUUUUGCCUUUAAUUUGCCGCUCAUAGAGACUCAAAAUGCUUUG